AAUUGGUGCAUCAAUUGCCUUCAUUCUGGGCAUCAAUUAAAUAACUGUUCCUCGAAAUCAACAUGUCGAACCUGUAAUAAAAACCAUCAUUCUUUAUUGCACAUGCGCAGUCCAUCAGACGAUGUACCUCAGAACGAAUCAUGCCAAUCGCAGAGUCAAACCUCUUAUUUUUCGCAUUCCAACUCAGUGAAUCUUUUGCCUGCCAACUCCACAGUUUUAUUGGCUACUGCUCAAGUAGACAUCCAAGACGCUUGGGGUAACUUUCGGAAAGUUCGAGUUUUAUUAGACGCCGGUUCUCAAAUUAAUAUCAUAUCCCAAUCUUGUGUUAAUAAGUUAGGAUUGCAAAUUUCAAAGACUGCACUUUCAAUUACUGGCAUAGGGGAAAGUUCAUCUACUGCUUCUGGUAGCACUGUCUGCUCUAUUCGCCCUACAGGUCAGAUCAAUCCAUCUUUCACCUUUGACGCUAUAGUUCUCCCAAAAAUUUGUACACAAAUGCCGACCUCUUUAGUCCAAUUUUCCAAUUGGAAAUGCAUCUCCAACAAAAAAUUAGCAGAUCCUGAAUUUUCUACUCCACAUUCUGUGGACAUUCUUCUUGGUGCAGAUAUUUUCCCACUUGUACUCAAGGACGGUCGAAUCAAAGGCAACGGUUCGGAACCUACAGUCCUAGAAACUGUUUUCGGUUGGGUUUUCAUGGGACAAAUUCAGUCUCCUAGUCGCUCAAUGAAUUCAUUUCAUUUGUCUUUAUGUGAUUUUUCUUUGAAUUCCACAUUAAAGAGGUUCUGGGAACUCGAAGAGGUGCCAACAACAACAUCCUCUUCACCAGAGGAUCAACGUUGUGAACAACUCUUUGUUGAAGGUCAUUCGAGAGAUGCUUCGGGACGAUACACGGUUGCAUUGCCAUUUGAAAGUGGCAAAUGCGUUUGUUUUGGGGAUACAUAUUCUUUAGCUCUGCGUCGUUUUCUGUCGCUCGAACGUAGACUUAUAAGAACUCCAGAAGUUUACCAGGAGUAUUGUCAUUUUAUGAAAGAUUAUUUGAGUAGUAAUCAUAUGUCGUCAGUAAUCACCGAUGUCGAAACUGAAAAUAAUUUCUAUAUCCCUCAUCAUUGUAUCAUCAAGCCUGAUAGUGCGUCGACUAAGUUACGAGUAGUGUUCGACGCAUCAGCUCACCUUCCAGGUAAAUUGUCCUUGAAUGAUGCUCUCUUGAUUGGUCCUAAAUUACAGAAGGAUAUUUUUGUAAUUCUGUUGAAUUUUCGUGUCCACACUUUCGUUUUCACGGCCGACAUAAAACAGAUGUAUCGUCAAAUCUUGAUUCAGCCCUCACAUCGUGAUUACCAAAGAAUUCUUUGGAGGUUUUCUCCGUCAGAGCCUAUCGGCGCAUAUCGAUUAAACACUGUUACCUACGGAGUUGCGCCUGCUUCUUUUCUUGCUCUUAGAACUUUGUCUCAACUAGCUGAGGACGAAGGAGCCUCUUUCCCAAAUGCUUCCAAAAUCCUGCUCAGAGAUAUUUACGUGGACGAUAUUGUCACUGGCUGUGAUGAUCUCGAACAGGCCAAAGUUUUGGUGGAUGAGUUGAUAUCAUUGUUGGAAUGUGGUGGGUUUGAGCUUCGUAAGUGGUGUAGCAAUAGCCAUGAAUUACUUUCGCGUGUUCCUUUAGACCACCAACAUCAGCAUUCCAUAAACUUUGAUGCCGACUCUGUCAUUAAGAUUCUUGGUUUGAAAUGGUUUCCUUCAUUGGAUGAAUUUUCUUACUCAGUGAAGUCAUCUGGUGAGGUCUGCUCAAAACGAUCUAUCCUGUCUGAUCUCUCGCGUAUUUUUGACCCUCUCGGAUUUCUUGCCCCAUUUACUUUUCUUGCGAAGCACUUAAUCCAGCAUCUCUGGACUUUAGGCUUGCAAUGGGAUGAUUCUCUCCCAGUGGAGGUAAACAAUCGCUGGAGUCAGUGCAAAUCUGAAUUGCACGAACUAGCAAAGCUCAAAAUUCCUAGACUGUUGGCAUCAGGUUCCUAUUCACGAUGCGAACUCCAUGGCUUCGGAGACAGUAGUGAACGAGGUUAUGCUGCUGUCAUUUACCUUAGAUUUUUCUAUCCCAACGGAUCUGUUGGUACAUCAUUCGUAUGUGGCAAAUCAAAGGUUUCUCCGGUAAAGAGAAUUUCAAUUCCUAGAUUGGAACUCUGCGCCUGUCUUCUCUUGUCUAAACUCAUUUCCUUAGUUCUCUCGGUCUAUUCAUCCGCCUUUCAGAUAAGCAAAGUUUUUGCCUGGUCCGAUUCCACAGUCGCUCUGACAUGGAUCAGAUCCUCCCCUCAUCGAUGGAAAUCGUUCGUCAGUAAUCGAACGACUCAGAUUCAGGAAUCGGUUUCGCCAGAACUCUGGUAUCAUGUCAAAUCUAGGGAUAACCCUGCUGAUUGUGCUUCACGUGGUUUGACGCCGGUUGAACUUCUGAAUUGUACAUUAUGGUGGGCGGGACCAUACUGGCUCCGUUCAGAGGAAACCACUUUCGAUCGCAGAGAAAUGGAAAGUGAUCAAAAUCUCGUGGGGGAGGAAGAGCGUCACAUUUCUUUGCCCACAUUUGUCUGCUCGCAAUUUGUACCUGAGUUGCUUUCGAAGUUCUCGUCGUUGUCCAAGAUUCAGCGUAUAGUGGUUCACGUUUUCAGAUUCGUUCAUAACCUGAAAAAUUCCAAGUCUCGUAUAAAUGGAAUUGUAUCGUCGAUAGACCUCAAACAUGCUUUCACCUUCAUCAUCAAGCAAGUACAGCAAUCUGUGUUUCAGGCAGAUAUUGCUAAUAUUCAGAAUGAAAAACCUAUUUCGAAGGGUCUUCGUAAGUUGAAUCUUUUCAUUGGCGAGGAUGGUGUUCUCAGGGUGGGCGGCAGACUUUCAUUUUCUGGUCUUUCGUAUGACCAUAAACACCCAGCCCUUCUUCCGUCUUCUCAUCGACUCACUGAACUUAUAAUUCAGCAUUUCCAUAGAGUUUACCAUCAUCCAGGUGCCCAAACUCUACAAUUUCUCCUUACUCAACAAGUUUGGAUAUUGUCCGCUCGAAGAGCGAUAAAUAAAGUUAUUUCUCGUUGUCAUACCUGUUUCAGGGUGAAACCAAAGGCUUCUCAGCCUUUAAUGGGUAAUUUGCCCUCUCUAAGAGUGAAUCAGCUCAAGCCUUUUCAAUGUGUAGGUGUAGACUAUGGUGGGCCAUUUCAAACAACUAUGUCUCGAACUCGCGGUUCUAAAUCGUUCAAGUCGUACAUAUGCCUGUUUGUAUGUUUUACAACAAAGGCAUUACAUUUAGAACUCGUCUCAGAUCUCACGUCCAACGCCUUUCUCGCUGCAUUACGUCGAUUCAUUGCUCGACGAGGACGAUGCAAUAAUAUAUUUAGUGACGGCGGAACGAACUUCAAAGGAGCAUAUCGAGAGCUCUCAAACUAUAUGCAAAAUGCGCUGAUUGAGGAACAAAUAAAAUGGAGCUUUAAUCCCCCUUCUAGUCCACAUUUUGGAGGACUUUGGGAAUCCGGAAUAAAAUCCGUUAAAUCGCACUUGCUUCGAAUCAUAGGUGAUCAAAUUCUUACUUAUGAGGAAUUUUACACAGUACUUACGCAAAUAGAAGCUCUUCUCAACUCGCGCCCGCUUUGUCCACUUAGUAAUGACCCGAAUGACAUAUCGGCGUUAACGCCGGGACAUUUUCUCACCUUAGCGCCAUUGACUGCGUUACCUGAACCGGACUUAUCACACCUUUCAAUGGGAAGACUUUCACGUUGGCAGCUUUUGACGCGUAUCCACAAAGAUUUUUGGAAACGGUGGCACUUGGAAUAUUUAAACACCUUACAACAACGUAAGAAGUGGUUCGAUAAAACCACCGAUUGUCUCUCAAUAGGUACACUCGUACUUAUCAAAGAUGAUCAGCUUCCUCCAUUGCGCUGGCGUUUAGGACGAAUCGAAAAAUUGCACCAUGGUGCUGAUAAAAUAGCUCGAGUAGCUAGUGUCCGUACAACUCAAGGUAUACUGCAGAGGCCGGUGGUUAAGUUAUGCCCUUUACCACUUCAAUAA
This is a messenger RNA of Harmonia axyridis, 4029 nucleotides long. RefSeq lists its product as uncharacterized. Gene Ontology annotation, molecular function: nucleic acid binding. The transcript has a single exon. Lineage: Eukaryota; Metazoa; Arthropoda; Insecta; Coleoptera; Coccinellidae. The record is from RefSeq and is a predicted model, not a curated record. The coding region runs from base 103 to 4029 and encodes 1308 amino acids. Gene Ontology annotation, biological process: DNA integration.